Candidula unifasciata is the source of this 1566-nucleotide messenger RNA. NCBI's taxonomy places the organism in Eukaryota, Metazoa, Mollusca, Gastropoda, Stylommatophora, Geomitridae. The record is from the annotation of a GenBank genome assembly.
AUGGCUGACAUAUCGCUUGAUGAAUUUAUCAGAAAGGGCAACAUUAAAGUUCGCGUUAGCAACACCCAGCAAGGAAAGGGGAAAGGAAAACCACAGAAAAAUGUGCCAGCACCAAAUAGAAAUGGCGGCAUUCGCCCACCUGUCAAAAACAUUGAUGCUCGUCAAAGAUUGGGCCCAAAGCCAGUUAUUGAUGCAAGAGAUAAAAUAAUCAUUAACAAAAAAAGUGGGGUCGGAGAUGCUCGCAAUAAAAUUGUACAGAAGCAGGUGCAGAAGGGGACUUUUGAUGCUCGAUCAUUGCUUCAGAGGCAAGCGAGGAAAAUUCAAGGCAAAGUUAACCGACCAGGGAACUUUAAGCAAGCUGGUGUUGUUGGAGCUUUGCCAUUACGCAGAACGCUGUCAAACCCUGCUGCUCAAGGCAAGGCACAGGUGAGAGUCACAGAUAGCGGGCUGUUCGUAACCCGUCCUGUUCAGAAAACUUUGGUUUCCCUUUCAGCUGGUGGUUCCAUUCAGGUCACUAGCAAGUCAAGACCAAUGGAAGGAAACUUUGCAAGUGCCAUACCUAUAAUUCAGAUACGUAAUGACAAAUACCGACAUCCCGCUCAGCAGAUGUCUCAGCAAAGUCAGCCAUCACAGAUUUACUCCAACCCUCCUCCAGCAAGACAGUCUCCAUUUACAGAUUACCGCUCCUCAGGCUACCCUCACACCACAUUCUCUACUCAGUCAAGUGGCUACAAGGACUACGACGAUCCACAGUUUAACGAGGCAUCCAUAGCCAAACCUGAGAUUCCUAAAAUAAACGUCACAAACGUUAGACCUCAUGAUGCAGGCAGUGUGAAACCACCAGUACCCUACAUGAAAGAAUACGCACAGCCACGGGCACCUCCAGGUGCUGCAACUGUGUCACAGGGUGCCAAGCCUACAGUAUCUAAAACAGUGUUGCAGCCAAGCAUGCUGGUUCAAGCUGGGGUGAAGAGAAAACCUGAGCAGGAAAUGUCAGGUCCUUUGAGAUUAGGCAGAGGUGGGGGUCCUGGAAUCGACCUUGGAACAGGAGUGGGAGCCUCAGCCAUGAAUAAAAAGAUGAAAGUGUCAGCUGUUGAUAUGGAUGUUGUUGAUGUAGAUAGCGAAGCCGAAGUGAUAAGUCCUCUUCAGGGUUUCAGAGUAAUGGUGACCAAUUUAUAUUCUGGUGUGACCCAAGAUGACAUCAUUGAACUAUUUGGAGCUGUUGGUCCUUUAAAGAAAGCCAAACUGCUGAAGCCUGGCACUGCAGAAGUUGUCUACGUCAGCAAAGAAGAUGCUUUUAGUGCUGUUCAGAAGUACCACAGCCGAGAGCUGGAUGGACAACCCAUGUAUGUGAAGAUGACAACCCCGGUUGGUGCUGUUGUUAAAAAAGCAGUGGGAGACAAUGAUCCUGAUAUCACAGGGGAAGCUUUAAGAUUGUAUAGAAAAGCUGCGGGAACAGGAUCACUGAUUGAAGCUCCCAUUGAAAUUCCAACAAUCCACCGAGCGCUAUUCAAGGCAGGACCCCCUGGACCUAACAAGUCCGUAAAAUUUACGGUCAAAAUUUAA